This is a messenger RNA of Austrofundulus limnaeus, 1359 nucleotides long. RefSeq names its product ras-related protein Rab-8B. The transcript has 8 exons. The record is from RefSeq and is a predicted model, not a curated record. Bases 174 to 797 code for a protein of 207 amino acids. NCBI's taxonomy places the organism in Eukaryota, Metazoa, Chordata, Actinopteri, Cyprinodontiformes, Rivulidae. Gene Ontology annotation, molecular function: GTP binding; GTPase activity.
CCGGAUGUAGCUGCGCCAAGUUGCGCGCCGCUUUCCGCUCGGCUGUUUCCGGUUUUACGGUCCGAGCAGAAGCAGGGCGGAACCGCUGGUCCAAGUGUAGCUCGGCAGUGUGUGGCAGGUUCGGUGGACUGGCACCGGCUGGACUCACCUGGACUUCCGGCGGUGGGGGGGACAUGGCCAAGACCUACGACUACCUGUUCAAGCUGCUGCUGAUCGGGGACAGCGGCGUCGGGAAGACGUGUCUGCUGUUCCGGUUCAGCGAGGACGCCUUCAACACCACCUUCAUCUCCACCAUCGGAAUCGACUUUAAAAUCCGGACGGUUGAACUCGACGGGAAGAAAAUUAAACUUCAGAUCUGGGACACGGCAGGUCAGGAGCGAUUCAGGACCAUCACAACAGCCUAUUACAGAGGAGCAAUGGGCAUCAUGCUGGUGUAUGACAUCACCAACGAGAAAUCCUUUGACAACAUUAAAAACUGGAUACGCAACAUCGAGGAGCACGCGUCAGCGGACGUGGAGAAGAUGAUUCUGGGAAACAAGUGCGACAUGGACGACAAAAGACAAGUGACCAAGGAGAGAGGAGAGAAGCUCGCCAUCGACUAUGGAAUCAAGUUCUUGGAGACGAGUGCCAAGUCCAGCAUCAACGUGGAGGAGGGAUUCGUCACACUCGCCAGAGACAUCAUGACACGACUCAACAGGAAGAUGCAGAUCGACAGCAGCCCAGCAGCUGGAGGUGGGCCCGUCAAGAUCACUGCGUGUCGCUCCAAAAAGAGCCUGUUCAAGUGCUCUGUGCUGUAGGCGGAGCCUCCACCUGUGCUGUAGGCGGAGCCUCCACUGGUGGACCUGCCCAGCUCAUGGAGGUGAGGAGGAGGAGCACCACCUCCACUGCCUCAGGUGUAGAACUGUUCCAGAGGUCUCAGGAAUCUGCUCGAACCUGAGGUCCAGCUGACCCAGCUCCUCCUGCACAGUCUGGAUUCUGGAUCAAAUCCUGACCCAGGUUCUCCUCAGAUCCAAACCGGAAUGAACUGCAGGAAAUUUCCAGAAAAUAUCAAAACGUUGUCUUCAAUCAGCUCAGAUGUUGGAGAGAAAACUCUUCUUCUCCAGCAGACGAGUGGAAGGAGGUCAGCACUGUUAUUUCCCACAUCACCUGAACGCCUCAUGGGUCCUGUGACCUGCAGAGCAGCACCUUCAACUAAAAACAUCAGGUUUGGUGUUUGAAGCUUUUAACGUUACAGAUGAAGAGAUUUUAACAUUUAUCUGAGACAGAACUGUCGCUCUGCUUUACCUGUCGCUCUGCUCCACCUGUCGCUCUGCUCCACCUGUCGCUCUGCUCCACCUGUCGCUCUGCUCCACCUGUCGC